AUGGAAGCAAUUUUGUAUUUAUCAUUAGUAACAGUUAUUUCAUAUAAUAUUAUAGCUGCGGAAAAUUAUAAAAAUACUGACAAUGAGUUCUCAAACGAGACAGUCCACAGAGCUUACCAAACGGGUGUCGACUUCGGAAUAAUAAACACAGAAAAAUAUCCCUUCCUUACAUUCCAAAGCGACGAGAGAAAUAUCUUCAGAGGUCUGUUCAGGGAAUAUACUUCAUUAAAUGCCAGUGAGCCUAUUAAUUACGAGGAGUGGCUCAUUAUGAACAACUUUGGCAUCCUACCCGAUACACAGGAGUCUUUGUUUGAAAAGAAAAUAGCAAAGCGAAGCACCGCUGAUAACAAACGCCGCUUUGUCAAUACUGUCAGAAAAGGGGACAUACUAAUAACUGGAAGAGGUGUCGGUGGGUUGAUAGGUCACGCGGCUAUUAUGACAACAGACUAUUGGGUACUCGAAAUGCCUGGUGGUACAGGUUGGCAGAAUGGUAUAAAGAAUAAUAAUAGGCAGUUAAGUAAGCAUGCGUGGUUCGAUGUACACAGGUCGGAUUGGACCACCAUAUAUCGCAACAGAGAUGCUAGUGUCGCCCACGCCGCUGCACUUUGGGCGGAUCACAACUAUUAUAAUCCCAGAGGCGGUGCCAAGAAAACUAUACAUGUAACUUAUAAAAUAACCACAGAUAUAAAAUCAAAGAAUCCGAGUUACUGUUCCAAACUAGUUAUCCAGGCGUAUUAUUUUGGAACCGGGAAUAAAAAAGUUAUUUCAAAUUUGUCAGUCAGCGGUAGAGUUAUCGUCCCAACAAAUAUUCCUAUAUACUUCAUGCAUCCAUAUACAUUAGUAAAUAAGGGAAAAUAUUAG
This is a messenger RNA of Pieris macdunnoughi, 861 nucleotides long. NCBI's taxonomy places the organism in Eukaryota, Metazoa, Arthropoda, Insecta, Lepidoptera, Pieridae. The record is from the annotation of a GenBank genome assembly.